Molecule: messenger RNA, 1485 nt
Organism: Penicillium samsonianum
Lineage: Eukaryota; Fungi; Ascomycota; Eurotiomycetes; Eurotiales; Aspergillaceae
Exons: 1
Coding region: 1-1485 (494 amino acids)
Source: RefSeq, a predicted model, not a curated record
AUGGAGGGCAAACUAUCAGAAAAAGCAACCAAAAUACGCCACCGUCUGACCUUCACCAGAAGCAGCUCCGCGCGCGGCCUGGAAUCAACACUGGUCUCGCCCAUUGAAGCCAGUUUACCAAGCAGUCGUCCCCGGUCAGCGACAAAUCCCGAGUCUCCCAUCCACGAUGAGCCAACGUGGGACAUCAGGGACCCCGAUUUCCACGGGGGCUACAGUUUCACAGAUGAGCCGGGCUACUUCCGCCCUACAUCGCCGUUUAUCGACCGCCAAGAGAUCGAAGAAGACCUCGAAGCCGAUAUCAAGCAUGCCUGCGCCAUGCUAUCUCACAGUAUUGACCGUGGAAUUCCAGCCGGGUUGUCCUAUCGGAGCGCCGUGCCAGUCUGGACAGAUGGACAAAAUCCCGCUGGUCAGCCUAGUGUCGAUGCAGCUCCUUCAUCUUUGAAACAGCGUGUCAUUCUUCUGUCGGCGCCCAAACCAAUCAGCCCCGAAACGGAAAGCACCAAGAAACAUGAUUCCGGCGUUGGUAUGAGCUUCAAUUCUCCCAGCCAACCAGGGAGACCAUACGGCAACAGCGUAUCGCGCACAGGUAGCUCAGCACGGUUCUAUAACAAACAACCCUCCGCCUCACCACCACACAGUCCAUCGCCAGGAAUUCGCUCCCGGAGCCACAGCCUAGCAACAACAAUCGAAGAAGAUAACCAAAGGGAGCGAUCCUACUCGACAAGCCCGGUUCCAUUCCCGUACAGUCCUCCCCAAUUCAACAGCGAGUGGGCAUCCAAGCCAACGACGCUCGACAGCCCAGUCAGCUCACUCAAUGAAAGCGACAGAAAGUUCGAAGCCACCGAGUCCGAGCUCGAGACAGAGCCACAGAACGAAAACGCCACCAACAAUGAGAAAAAACCCGAGACAUCCCCUCCAGCCAUAUCCGCACAAGAAGCACCAUUUCCCGGCGGGGCAGGCAGGACCUGGCUUCGCGCUAGCAGAGACCUCCAGCGCCUCAUCGACGAAGAACAAGCGAGAAUAACCCAAGCCAACAAGACAAAGCCAUUGACCCGCUUCUACAGUUCCUACAACCAAACAACAGUGUCAUUCAACUCCCGUGAAGGGCAGACGAAAAAUUUCUGGGAGGAUCGGGAUCCGAGUUUUUACGCCAGACUCUCACCAGCUUCAUCAUUGGGCACUGGAAGGGGUACAGUAUCGAGACCGGAAACAGGUAACCCGAGAUUGGGUACUGCUUCGACGAAUGGGGAAGAUUUGCCUGGCGGAUACCCGUACCAAACGUUUGCCGGGUCCAGCUGCGGGAUGUCUUACUCGUCUUCUUGUUUGGGGGAUGAGUUUAAGCACCAGGAGAGUGUUUACUCUGUUGCUAUGCCGGGUUUGCCGGUUAAAAAUAACCGGCGGAAGAAGGCUUCGAUUUUGUUGAGGAAGUUGGCUGGGCUGAGGAUCAGAAGGAAGGAGAAUGACAAUUUGAAUGGGAUUUGUUGA